GAAAAUUGCCUUGUGGGUGCCUAUAUAAGUGGUGGAAUCUUUCUUUGGGUGUUUGUGUUUUGCAAUAGUGGGGUUGUGGGGGUUUCGGGUUUUGUCGCUUCUCCUCUGGUGCAAUUCUUUGAGUUAAAAGUCUCUUCUUUAAGAUGAGUUACCUGGGUGUUGGUGUUAGCCCUGGAAAUGUCCCAGUAUAUCAUGGCACCAAUUUAAAGGUGGUUGAUCGGAGAGUGAGGCUUGCAGAGUUGGUCUUGAGGUGUGUGAUAUGUGGUUUGGGUAUUCUUGCCGCUGUUCUUGUGGGGACUGAUACCCAGGUCAAGGUCAUCUUCACAAUUCAGAAGAAAGCUAGAUUCACUGACAUGAAAGCUCUUGUCUUUCUGGUGAUUGCUAAUGGGAUAGCUGCUGCCUACUCAUUGAUCCAAGGGCUGCGCUGUGUUGUGAGUAUGGUCAGAGGAAGUGUACUCUUCAGCAAACCUUUGGCUUGGGCCAUCUUCUCUGGCGAUCAGGUAAUAGCAUAUUUGACAUUGGCAGCUGUGGCCGCAGCAGCACAGUCGUCAGUAUAUGGAGAGUUUGGGCAGCCGGAGCUACAAUGGAUGAAGAUAUGCAACAUGUAUGGGAAGUUCUGCAACCAAGUGGGGGAGGGAAUAGUGAGUGCAGUGGGGGUCAGCCUCAGCAUGGUGAUCCUCUCUGGUAUUUCUGCUUUUAGUCUCUUCCGUUUGUAUGGAGGCAACAAGGGGACGAGCAGUGGGAGAUGGUAGGUUUGGUUAUUACUCCAAACUCUUCGCUGGUUCGUACCCCUGAGGUUCUGUAACUUUGGGAGUCACAUGGUGAUGAAAACCGGGCUUUGUGGCUGUUUUCCAGUUCAACAAUAAAUCAAAGCAAGAGCUUGUUCAGUUGAGUUAAUUCAUAAAUUUGUCUCAA
Messenger RNA from Vitis riparia (riverbank grape), 915 nucleotides. Its product is annotated as CASP-like protein 2B1. The record is from RefSeq and is a predicted model, not a curated record. Lineage: Eukaryota; Viridiplantae; Streptophyta; Magnoliopsida; Vitales; Vitaceae. The transcript has 3 exons. The coding region runs from base 144 to 752 and encodes 202 amino acids.